GGGGGGUGGGGGGCAAAUACUAAGUUAUCUAUUUUAAAAUUCAUUAUCAAUGACUGCUUAAAACUGAAUUCAUAAUUAAUUAAAUAAUUAUCUUCAAUUCAACCAUUUUCACAAUUUAUGUGAACAAUCUCAUUUACUGAAAACUACAAAAAAAAAACCAACUUCAUCAUAAGGAGUAUACCAUAAAUUUCUUUAUUAUUUAUGUCAUCUACGAACAGCUCAUUUCCAUUCCUUAAUGGGCCAAAUUAACAGUCUUAUCUAACUAUUGAACUUGACACAACACUGAUUGCCACUUAUUAAUUAUGAGAACCAAGACACCUGUAUGGGAUAUACACAUCUAUUAAUACGUCUGCUGGAGCAACAACUUCACAGUUUCUCCAGUUUCUUUUAUCAAGAAGUCAGCACCGAACUCUUUCUACAAACGAUAUCUCAUCUUUACUAACCAAGAUGAAAGUUGUACUAGUCGUUCUUCUAGCGACAAUCGUAGCUUCGCAGGAGAUUGCCCCUCUGCUAACAGUUGAUGAACCUAUCCCUGGGAAGUAUAUCGUCAAAUUCAAGGAAGGACGGAAGAUUGAUGAUUUCGCCAUAAAUCUAGCUGGUGGCAAGGUAACCCGCAAGUUCAGCAAAGUGUUCAGUGGAUUCGCCGCCGACCUCAGCGAUGAAUUGGUUGAAGGGCUCCGUAAAUCUGAGGCUGUUGAGUACAUCGAACAGGACGGUGUGGUUCGGGCUAGCGCAGUAGCAUCAUGGGGUCUCGAUCGCAUUGACCAGCUCAAUCUCCCACUCGAUGACAUCUACCAGUCCGACUUUGGUGACGGCAGUGGGGUAGAUGUCUAUGUCCUCGAUACAGGAAUCAACUUAAAUCACAAUGACUGGCAGGAUCGAUCUUCAUAUGGAAAAGAUACAGUCGACAAUGAUUUUAACUCUGAGGAUUGCGAUGGGCACGGAUCUCACUGCGCAGGUACAAUCGGAGGAACUCAGUAUGGUGUCGCCAAAGCAGCACAUCUUAUUGGAGUUCGUGUUCUUGAUUGCUCAGGAAGUGGAUCUUAUGCUGGGAUAAUUGAAGGUUGUGACUGGGUAAUAAGUGAUAAGCAGAGUAAGCAGAGUGAGAAUGUUGUGGCUUCAAUGUCAUUAGGAGGUGGUGGUAAUGAAGCACUUGAUGCAGCCAUCGCGCAAAUGGUUGACGCUGGUAUCACGGUGGUAGUGGCAGCAGGUAACAGUGACAGGGAUGCCUGCUUAUAUUCCCCAGCUCGAGCUGAGCCGGCAAUCACAGUCGGAGCUACAGAUAUCAGUGACGUUAGAGCUUCUUUCUCUAACUAUGGCUACUGUCUGGAUAUCUUUGCACCUGGUGUGGCUAUAACGUCAGCAUGGUAUGGUGAACCUGAUGCCAGUAAUACCAUCAGUGGUACCUCCAUGGCUUGCCCACAUGUAGCAGGUGCUGCAGCAACAGUACUUGGUGCUCAUCCAGGUCUCCUACCCGUUGAAGUGAAAGAAAUGCUUCAACUCAAAGCUAUACCAGAUAUAGUGUCAGAUCCAGAAUCAGGAUCUCCAAAUCUUCUCCUUUAUGUAGGAGAAGGAUCGGGUGGAGGAUUCAUUCCAACCCAACCUCCACCACCUCCAGAAUGCGGCACGAAUUUUACCUCUCCUACUGGAAUCAUUUCGAGUCCAAAUUAUCCGAGUUCAUACCCCAACGACGAGAAAUGUUCAUACCUUGUAAUGGCCGCUGAUGAGGAGAAAAUCAUCAACCUGUCAUUCACUUAUUUCUCUUUGGAAUUCCACUCUUCUUGCGACUAUGAUUCACUCACGGUAUAUGAUGGAGCCAGCCCGAGCGACCAUGUGCUGGGUAAACUGUGUGGCACCACUCUUCCUGGUGAUUUGACAAGCACUGGUCCAAACAUGUUACUGGUUUUUGAAAGUGAUUUUAUCAUUACAGGUGGAGGCUUUUCUGCAAAUUACGACAUUAUAGAGUUGGGAGUUUGUGGUGGUAUAAUCAGCUCUUCCGUAGCUCUGUUGACGUCACCCAACUACCCUGAUAAUUAUGGAAAUAAUGCUGAUUGUUCUUUCACUAUCCACGCCCCUGUCGGUCAGACUAUCACCUUAACGUUCGACGAUAUCGAUAUAGAAGAUCAUGUUUCGUGCAGUUCAGAUGCAGUAGAGGUUCAUGAUGGUGAUAUGCAUGGUCCUUACCUUGAAAAGGUGUGUGGAAGCACGAUCCCUUCACCAAUUACUUCCACCAAGAACUCCAUGUAUGUGAGGUUUAUCAGCGACAAUUCAGUUACUAGGUCAGGAUUCAAGGCAAUCUCCAAAAUGGAAUAAUGGCAAAGACACCCUCGACUGGCUCUUAUAAUAACAUCGUAUAAUAACGAUUAUUAAACUUGUUCUGGUACUUAUAAUUAAUUUGAUUUGAAUCUUACAAAAAUAAAUCUCGGUGACAUACAUUCAUCUGUUAUUGUAUUUUGGCAAUUGAAACUUAGAAAAUAGAGAGACAUGAUCAUUGAGAUUAGCCCCAGUAAAUCAUAGGCCUAUAGAUAGAGUGUAUUCAUAAUUAAUGAACAUUGAUAAUUGGUAUCAGUUCUACUCUGGAAACAAUACUUCAUCAAUGGUAGUUAAAAUCUAAAGAGCAUUAAAUCAAAUGUUAACGUAAAUAAACAGAAGCUGCAAUGCAAGAUUGGAGUAAUAACACUGACAUAUCACAGUGAACUUAUCAAAAUUCCUGAAAAUUUGAAUUUAAAAACUUAAAAGGGUGGUUAAUUUAACAUGCCAGUAGAUGCGUUUCAUUGUAUCAUGGGCCUUUGCAUCCAAGAAUGCAUUCAAAAUCUCAUCGCAGUAUGAAAGUUAGCUUGUCAGUCGCCUUAUUUAUGUUAUUACGAGUAUGUAUGACGCUGACAUAUUGAUUCGCAGUUAACCAUUAAAUUACUCCCUUGGCGAUAUAUUGAUUGCAUUUUUUUUCAAUGCUAUUGUGAAUAGUAAUCUUAAUAGCUUGUAUUUCAAUUAAUUUAUUGUUAAUGCAUGAUACAUUAAAUUGAAUAUAAAAUAAAUGUAUCAUUAGUUAAUAGUACGCCUGGAUUUGUGUUGCGAAAUCAAUAGCAUAUAUUUGAUGGUAUACAAUUACCCGGAUCUUGGGCACAAUAAUAUCAGAUGAUCUUUUGCCUGUAUGUAUCGUUAAUGAUUGUCGAUGCUUUGUAGAAUAGUUUUCUUCAGUUUCUUGUCUCAUCUGAGAAUUUCAAAAAUUUAAAUAAAAUUUAAGACGCAUUCAAAAUGAGUGAACACCUUGUAUUAUUUUGUUAUCAAGUUAUUGUUAACUCUGAAAUCAUGUUGAUUUGAACAGAUAUAUUAGACUAAGAAAACAACAUAAGAAGGAAAACAAAAGUAUAUGAUGAAAAAAUGACAAUACAGCCUUGGAGAUUUUACGUAUCUUUAAAAAAAGAGAACUCAAGAAAAUAGUGAAUAAGGAUGAAACUAGAUAAUUUCAUGUUAUAAACUUUAUUUUUCAUACCAUUAUUACAAAGUUUCUACAACAGCAAAAUCUGCUUCGCAAUCCAAAAUGAAUAUAUAUUCUUUCGACUUCAUGCACAAAAACAAUUUCUAUAGCUUAUCAUUCUUUUGCGUAAUGCACAUCACUGUUUUGCAAAAGAGCGACAGUUAACAAAGUAAAUAGUAUCAUUUCAAUUUCCGAUUUCCUUUUUAAAUCACCUUAUACUGACCUUU
Molecule: messenger RNA, 3705 nt
Organism: Lytechinus pictus (painted urchin)
Lineage: Eukaryota; Metazoa; Echinodermata; Echinoidea; Temnopleuroida; Toxopneustidae
Product: extracellular serine proteinase-like
Exons: 12
Coding region: 448-2313 (621 amino acids)
Biological process (GO): proteolysis
Molecular function (GO): serine-type endopeptidase activity
Source: RefSeq, a predicted model, not a curated record